UGUGUUGGGGUGAAGACUGUAGCUCAGGAAUAUGUUCAUGAGCAAGAGCUCAGGGGAGGGAAAGAAAAUGAAGGAACUGCCAAAAGAUGCAGAUACCAAUAUGGUGUCUCUGGGGAGAUAAAGAAAACCUUCCAGCCUCUCUUCUUCUUCCAACCCAUUGCAAUAGCCCUGCCCAGCCCCAGCUCCAUAUUUCUUCUCUUGUACAUUGCCCCCCUAGGGUUGAGGAUCUUAUGCUUACGCUUCCAAAUGGUCUCUGGGAGUUCCUUGGGGCUGUGGGGUGGGGGAAUUGUUCUCAUUGUUAGGGCCGAGGACUGUUAAUUCCAUCUGCCCAAACUCUGAAUGGAGUCUGGACAGCUUGGGGACUCCAUCUGGCCUCCCUGGGACUCUGCUUCACGAUCUAGCAGAAGAUGGGGAAGAAGGAUUCAUAGCAGACAGAAACAGAAACCCAAAGAACAGUUGUUGAGGAGUGGGGAAGGGGAUGAUGAAAUUAACUUCCCUUCAGACUGCAGGAGGGCCAAGGGAUGGAAACAGAAAUAGGAUGGUGAUCCAUCUCCUUUUAGGCCUCAAUUGACUGAGAAGUUCCCAGGUACAUCUGUCUAAUGCUGUUCUCACAACUAGAUACAUGAGACUAGAUGAAAUUGGGCAUCAGAUAAAGACAGGCAGUGUAGCCCUAAAGACUGACUAUUUGUGCUUGGCUUCCUCCAGUCUUAUUAGAGUUACAUUGGCCUGGAUCAAGGUGGGUGCUAGUUGGCAUUUAAGCCCUAGUGAAAACUCUACUUUGAAAUGGAAGGAGGGUGGGACAUGGCCAGUGCAGAGCACUGCAAGAGACUGAGAACUGAACAGCGUGGCAUUGGGGGUAGGUCCCUUUCUCUGCCACAUCUGGACUCCAAGGAAAUGGCUUGGCUGGGCUGCCUGAUGCAGAAAGAAGUGGGGAAGGUGGAUUCUCCAGGUUUUUCAGAUUCAAAUAUUUCCUACAGACCCUAUCUGGACCUUCAGGCCAAAUUUAAUGGUCAACUCCAUCCAUCAUAAUAGAGGAACCACAACCAAACUUCAUUCUUAUCUUUCUUACCUUGUGCAUACUUGACCACAUAAUCAAUAGAAAGCUGACUUUGAAGGUAGGAAAACCUGGAAUCCAGUCUGCCUGGGAUGCUUCCUAGCUGUGUAUCCACCCCCUUUCCAGUCACGACUUCUCAGUGAGCUAGGCAGCUCUAAAAUUAUAAGUCGUAGAGAAGGUGCCAACCACCUCAGAGUUCCCUGUACCAAUGAAAUCACCUGUCCAUUCCCUUUUCUAGCUACACUAUGGAUGGGGUCUGGCCUCAGGGACUUGUGGUCCAAAGUCUACAGCCUGAUUUCUCCUACUUUUGGCCAGGAUUCUCAAGCUUGAGUCCUCAGCAAUCAUCUUAUGAGGGGGGAAAAGAGGCUGUACUCCUUGUACUGGGAGGGAACACUGGGUGCAUUUCCUUUAAACGAUUACUUCUUUUCUAGCUCAAAAAGAAACUUCCCGUAAGAAAAUAAAAUGUCUUUUGCUGAGGUCAUUGGCAAGAUCUGACCAUGCCACCCAUGGAGCUGGGAAUGGAGCCAUCCUCCCCGCAACCCUCCAUCCCUCUUCUCAACUUUUUCCCCACUCCCAAACCUCUGUGCCUGGGACUAUGGUUUUAGCAAAGAAGUGGCUCAUGGACAGGAUGAGUGGUGUGUGAGAGUUCCUCCCCCAGGCUCUGGUCUGUGACAUUGGUUAGAGUGUCUCAUGCUAUACCUCAAAUCUCACCAAGAGGCCUCAGAGAGAGGCAGGAAGUUUAACAUUAUGCUCUGGUUUCUUCCAGCCUCAUCCACUAAGACCCCGACCAAGCCCCGCUCCCUGAGUUCUGGCAUUCUUCCCUUCUCUUUACCCAGGUAGGAUCAUAGCCUAGCAAAGGGCUCUGGACACAAGUAGGUAUUUAAUAAAUGUUUGUUGGAUUGAAUUGCUGUUGAAUUUGUGUAUGGAGUGGAGUCAUUCUCCCAGGACUCCUGCACCCUGGGCCCACCAGAGUGGACCGGGAGUGGUUUCCUCCCUGAAUAGUCCAGACACUGACAAUGAUUAUGUCUGUGAGUUGAAUAGACUGGGAUGAAAGGCCCAGGUAGGUAGAUUUCUUUGCUUUAUGUCAGGCUACAACUGCCAGGCAGCCUACACCCAGGCAAGAAAUUAUUGAUGGUUUAGGGCAAAGCCUUCUCUCCCCUGACUUUGGAAAUAGCUGUAUUACGUGUGACCUGAAUGUUUGUCAUAUGGCAUCCUGUGCUAAUAACUCUGGGGGUGGGGGUGGGGGUGAGAAUGCUGGUUAUGCAAAGGAGCAAUCAGGCCUUGGGCAUCCCUGAGAAAAGGGCCUCCUUCAUCAGCAAACUUUACCUGGUAUAGAGGGGAGAGAGCUGCUAAGGCUACAAGAUGAGAUAUUUCUGGAGUGGGAGCUGAAGAAGGAAGAAUUGGUCAGUGGGACCCUGGGAGAUGGGGGUCUGUGAAGAAAGGUUCAGGCUGGGGAUUCCAAGCUGGGUGAGAAUCUGGGGCUCACUGGCUCCUCUCUACAGCUCCAGAAUCUGUAGCUGCUGAGCCAAUGGGGCUGGAUAUGAAGCGAUGGGUGACCUCCACUAUACUAGUCCUGACUCUCUGCACAACUGUUACCCUGGUGCUGACUCUCCUGGCCACUAAAACCACCCUUCCUCCAGGCACCAAGUUUGGUCUCGUGUUUGAUGCUGGCUCCUCACACACAUCCCUCUUCGUGUACCAGUGGCCUGCGGACAAGGAAAAUGAUACAGGCGUGGUCAGCCAGACCAUGGCUUGUGAUGUGCAGGGGGAUGGAAUCUCUAGCUACGCUUACAACCCUGAAGCUGCAGGAAGGUCCCUGCAGCCGUGUUUAGAUGAAGCAGUGAAGUUGAUCCCAGCAGCACAGCUGGCCCAGACACCAGUGUACCUGGGCGCGACGGCAGGGAUGAGACUACUCAGCCUGGUGGACCCAGAAGCUGCUGAUCAGGUCCUGGCUAAGGUGGGCAAGACCAUCCAGGAGUACCCCAUGGAUUUCCGAGGGGCUCGGAUCAUCUCUGGUGCUGAGGAGGGAGCCUAUGGUUGGAUCACCAUCAAUUACCUCUUGGAUACCUUCACCAAGUAUUCAGUGAAGAAUGGAGGCUGGAUCCACCCUCCAGCAACCAAGGUGUUUGGGGCCCUGGACCUGGGAGGGGCUUCCACCCAGAUCAGCUUCCUCCCCAGUGGGUCUAUUGCAGAUCCAGCCACUGCCUCCCAUUUCCGUCUGUAUGGCUUCAACUACACCAUCUAUACACACAGCUACCUGUGCUAUGGGCAGGCCCAGGUGCAGAAGCAGGUGAUCCUGAAGCUGAGCCAGGAAUCCCAGGAUACCUCUGGCCAGGUCAAGCAUCCCUGUUACCACAAGGGCUUUACAAAUAAAGUGAUGGCACAGUCUAUCUAUGACAGCCCCUGCACAGCCUAUAUGCAGCCAAGAGGUUUCAACUUGAGCCAAGAGAUGAUACUGGUGGGCACAGGCAAUGUCACCAAGUGCCAACAAGCCAUCAGAGCCAUCUUCAAUUUUACUGCCUGUGGCCCCUAUCAUCCCUGCGCCUUCAAUAGCACUUACCAGCCUGCCGUGAGCGGCCAGUUCUUUGCUUUCUCUGCCUUCUUCUAUACCUUUGACUUCCUCAACAUCACCUCAGGCCAGUCUCUCUCUGAGGUCGUGGACACCAUUGAGCAGUACUGUGGCCGGAGUUGGACAGAUGUGACUGGCAGUUACCCCAAACACAAAUUGCACAGGCUGCAAGAUUACUGUGCUAAUGCCAACUAUAUCCUCAUACUCCUCCUGGAAGGCUACAAGUUCUCUGAGAAGAGCUGGACCUCCAUCAGGUUCCAACAGAAAGCUUCAGGGACAGACAUCGGCUGGACCCUUGGAUACAUGCUGAACCUAACCAACAUCAUUCCAGUUGAAGCUCCAAUCCAUGCUCGUACCCAGGAGGAGAGACUCUGGGUCACCUCCAUAUUCUUCCUUGUACUUACCCUGAUCACAGUCUUGGUCCUGCUGCUGACAUACAACCUCUGAGGGAACUCUUCCAAACCUGGGGAGAGGCCCAACCCCAGGGCCUUGCCCUGUCCCUCUCUUCCCGCCUCUGGCCCAAGGAAGGGUCAUUUUCAACCCCUGACCCUGGAGGCCAAGGUGGCUGCUGGAUAUGGGCAAGGAGGUGGCCCAUGACUGCUCCAUGUUACCAUCCUACUCCCCAUGUGUCUCACACCCUCUGUGUCUCACACACCCUGAGUCUCUCUCUGUCCCUGUGUGUACCAUAUUCCACCGCACAUACUGUUCUUUAGUCACACCUCAUUUCUCCCAUCGUUGUCAUUCUGCUUCAUUCCCAAAUGUCCCCCCACCAUCCUCCCCUUCUAUUUAUUCUAUAGACCUUGGCUUAGGAGGAGGAAGUUUAGGGGCUCUCGUGCAAUCACUAGCUGACUUCCUCUGGGGCAGACAGGGUCCUUCGGGUGGUAUAUACACGUGCAAACACAUGCAUGGACCCAGUGGCACAAUGAUGUAAAUACCUCCACCCUUAUGCACACUGAGGGCUCAGGACCCCCAUUAGGAAAUGUUAAUUAAAGUUAGGCUUGUUCCAGUC
Molecule: messenger RNA, 4632 nt
Organism: Trichosurus vulpecula (common brushtail)
Lineage: Eukaryota; Metazoa; Chordata; Mammalia; Diprotodontia; Phalangeridae
Product: ectonucleoside triphosphate diphosphohydrolase 8-like
Exons: 9
Coding region: 2583-4070 (495 amino acids)
Biological process (GO): nucleoside diphosphate catabolic process
Cellular component (GO): plasma membrane
Molecular function (GO): UDP phosphatase activity; GDP phosphatase activity
Source: RefSeq, a predicted model, not a curated record